Gorilla gorilla gorilla (western lowland gorilla) is the source of this 3806-nucleotide messenger RNA. RefSeq names its product solute carrier family 22 member 25 (gene SLC22A25). Gene Ontology annotation, biological process: transmembrane transport. Gene Ontology annotation, cellular component: membrane. The transcript has 10 exons. The coding region runs from base 1163 to 2365 and encodes 400 amino acids. Lineage: Eukaryota; Metazoa; Chordata; Mammalia; Primates; Hominidae. Gene Ontology annotation, molecular function: transmembrane transporter activity. The record is from RefSeq and is a predicted model, not a curated record.
ACUCCAGCAGCUCCUGAGGCUUGAUGGAGUUGUCGGUGUAAAUGCACAGCUUUUUGGCAGUCAGCGGGCUGGACUCUUUGAGCCUGGAGGCCAGGAACAUGCAGAUAGCACCCAGGAGUUGCAGAUGGGACUUUGGAGUUGGGAUCCUGGUGAAGAAACAGUCCAGGGAUAAUCUCUUCAGCCUCAAUGGUAUUUCAGGACUUCUUGGAUCAAGUUGGUGGCUUGGGGAGAUUUCAGAUCCUUCAGAUGGUUUUUCUUAUCAUCUCCACCUUUAUAGUUUGCCCUCGUGUUGUAUGGAGAAUUUCACUGCAUUCAUCCUGGUCACCACUGCUGGGUGCACAUCAUAGACAAUGUCAUCGUCUUGGACGAAGAGACUGUGAUCCUCAGCCAAGAUGCCCUCCUGAGAAUCUCUAUCUCACUGGACUCAAACCUGAGGCCACAGAAACGUUGUCACUUCAUCCAUCCCCAGUGGCAGCUCCUUCACCUGAAUGGGACAUUCCUCAAUAUGAAUGAACCAGACAUGGAACGGUGUGUGGACAGCGGGGUGUACAACAGAAGCUCCUUCCUCUCCACCAUCGUGACUGGUGGGACCUGGUAUGUGGAUCUCAGUCACUGAAUUUAGUGGCUACAUUCUUAUUCAUGGAGUGGUGGUGAAAGGCAUCCAAUAUGGCCAUUUAUCAGACAGAUGAGCAUCUCUGUUUCAAAGAUCACUAUACUAAGAAAAGAAAAAGCACUUUGCCUUUGAGUCCCACAGAUUACACUUUCUGGAAAGACUGCAUACCAAGUAGCAGAUUUAUUUUAGUUUGUUUACAAAAAAAUGUGCAGACCAAAGUUCAAUGCUGCUAUUGGGGAGCUACUAAAGACAUCAAUAAGUAGAUGUCUAAUGUUUAAACACAUUUCAUUGAAAAUGGUUGGAAGUAUCUGAGCCAAUUAUUUCUUAUGUGACCCUAAAGAAAACAGAUACCUACCUGACCCCAAAACUACUUGAGGAAAUUGCUUCUGUGACCUUGCUGCAGAGGGGAGAGAGGUCCCAUUAAGAAGAGAGUGGGGUCAGGAUCAACACACACACUUAGUGUGAUUUAAGGAAAGGAAAUAUUUUCUCUUUGAACUUAUCUAGAUACAGUCAUUUUGUCUCCUCUUGGGGAUCACUUGUCCAGCCUCAAUGGCCUUUCAGGACCUCCUAGAUCAAGUUGGAGGCCUGGGGAGAUUCCAGAUCCUUCAGAUGGUUUUCCUUAUAAUGUUCAACGUCAUAGUAUACCAUCAAACUCGGCUGGAGAACUUCGCUGCAUUCAUACCUGAUCAUCGCUGCUGGGUUCACAUACUGGACAAUGACACUAUCCCUGACAAUGACCCUGGGACCCUCAGCCAGGAUGCCCUCCUGAGAAUCUCCAUCCCAUUCGACUCAAAUCUGAGGCCAGAGAAGUGUCGUCGCUUUGUCCAUCCCCAAUGGGAACUCCUUCAUCUGAAUGGGACCUUCCCCAACACGAGUGAGCCAGAUACAGAGCCCUGUGUGGAUGGCUGGGUAUAUGACCAAAGCUCCUUCCCUUCCACCAUUGUGACUAAGUGGGAUCUGGUAUGUGAAUCUCAACCACUGAAUUCAGUAGCUAAAUUUCUAUUCAUGGCUGGAAUGAUGGUGGGAGGCAACCUAUAUGGCCAUUUGUCAGACAGGUUUGGGAGAAAGUUCGUGCUCAGAUGGUCUUACCUCCAGCUCGCCAUUGUAGGCACCUGUGCGGCCUUUGCUCCCACCAUCCUCGUAUACUGCUCCCUGCGCUUCUUGGCUGGGGCUGCUACAUUUAGCAUCAUUGUAAAUACUGUUUUGUUAAUUGUAGAGUGGAUAACUCACCAAUUCUGUGCCAUGGCAUUGACAUUGACUCUUUGUGCUGCUAGUAUUGGACAUAUAACCCUAGGAGGCCUGGCUUUUGUCAUUCGAGACCAGUGCAUCCUCCAGCUGGUGAUGUCUGCACCAUGCUUUGUCUUCUUUCUGUUCUCAAGGUGGCUGGCAGAGUCUGCUCGGUGGCUCAUUAUCAACAACAAACCAGAAGAGGGCUUAAAGGAACUUAGAAAAGCUGCACACAGGAAUGGAAUGAAGAAUGCUGAAGACAUCCUAACCAUGGAGGUUUUGAAAUCCACCAUGAAGCAAGAACUGGAGGCAGCACAGAAAAAGCAUUCUCUCUGUGAAUUGCUCCGCAUACCCAAUAUAUGUAAAAGAAUCUGUUUCCUGUCCUUUGUGAGGUCUGCUGGAGUUUGCUGGAGUUCCACUCCAGAUCCUGUUUGCUUGGGUAUCACCAGCGGAGGUUGCAGAACAGCAAAGAUUCCUGCCUGCUCCUUCCUCUGGAAGCUUCAUUUUAGAGGGGCACCUGCCUGAUGCCAGCCAGAGCUCUCCUGUAUGAAGUGUCUGUUGACCCCUGCUGGGAAGUGUCUCCCAGUCAGGAGGCACAGGUGUUAGCGACCCACUUAAGGAGGCAGUCUAUCCCUUAGCAGAGCUCAAGCACUGUGCUGAGAGAUCCACUGCUCUCUUCAGAGCUGGCAAGCAAGAAUGUUUAAGUCCACUGAAGCUGCACCCACAGCCACCCCUUCCCCAAAGUGCUCUGUCCCAGGCGAUGGGAGUUUUAUCUAUAAGCCCUUGACUGGGGCUGCUGCCUUUCUCUCAGAGAUGCCCUGCCCAGUGAGGAGGAAUCUAGAGAGGCAGUCUGGCCACAGUUGCUUUGUAGCGCUGCAGUAAGUUCCACACAGUUUGAACUUCCCAAUGGCUUCCUUAACACUGUGAGGGGAAAACUGCCUACACAAGCCUCAGUAAUGGUGGACAUUCCUCCCCCACCAAGGUUGAUCAUCCCAGUUCGACCUCAGACUGCUGUGCUGGCAGUGAGAAUUUCAAGCCAGUGGUUCUUAGCUUGGUGGGCUCCAUGGGAGUGAGACCUGCUGAGCGAGAACACUUGGCUUUCUGGCAUCAGCCCCUUUUCCAGGAGAGUGAAUGGUUCUGUCUCACUGAGGUUCCAGGUCCCACUGGGGGAAAAAAAAAAAAAACUCCUGCAGCUAGCUCAGUGUCUCCCCAAACAGCCACCUAGUUUUGCGCUUGAAACCCAGGGCCCUGGUAGCAUUGGCACACAAGGGAAUCUCCUAGUCUGCGUGUUGCAAAAACUAUGGGAAAAGCAUAGUUUCUGGGCUGGAUAGCACAGUCCCUAUGGCUUCCUUGGGUAGGUGAGGAAGUUCCCUGGCCCUUUGGACUUCCUGGGUGAGGUGAUGCCCCACCCUGCUUCGGCUCACCCUCCGUGGGCUGCACCCACCCACUGUCUAACCAGUCCCAGUGAGAUGAACCGGGUACCUCAGUUGGAAAUGCAGAAAUCACUCACCUUCCGCAUUGCUCUCACUGGGAUCUGCAGACCAGAGCUCUUCCUAUUCGGCCAUCUUUCCAGCUGUCUCUAUCGACUACCUCUUAUUCCAAAAAAUAAAACCAUAAUGAAGUUAGAUAGACACCAUUAAAUAUGCAUAAUAUAAAAAUAGGUUUUCUUAUUCUAAUCUAGAUUUGCUACACAAGACCAUCUACAGAAUGAAUGCCAUGAAUAUACAAUCUGUACCCAAUAAGUUGUACAUUUUAGUAAACAUUCCUGAUUGUAAGGGUGGCAAAUGGAAAUUUUGGCUUCUUAGAUCUUUACUGUGAGUUUGACUGAUAUCAGUACAUUUUUAUUUUUAACUGUAUAUUUUCAUUACUGUGAAUUUUUUUGCAGUGAUUUUUGAUGCCAUGUGGCUACAUUGGUUUUAGAAUACUAAUAAAAUCCAUUGUUUAUAAAAUAAAUAAAUAAACCCCA